AUGAUUGGCGGGGCGGGGCGGCCGCGGCGUGGCGGUGCGGUGGCGCGGCCGCGACGCAGGUUUGAAGUCGCUGGUGGCGAGGAGGAGGGGGAGGAGAGGGAGGCCACGACGGCGGCGGCGGCGAGCGCGGGGUGCAGCUGCCGGUCGUGCGCGGCGGUGGCGGUGGCGGACUGCGUGGCGCUCGCGUGCUGCCCCUGCGCGGUGGUCAGCCUGCUCGGCCUGGCGCUCGUCAGGGCGCCGCUCGCCGUCGGCAGGCUGGUGAUCAGGGCCAGGCGGAGGCGGCGGGCGCUGCUGCGCGGCAAGCUGGUGCGCGACGUGGCCGCCCACGCCGCCCCGGCGCCGAGCGACGGCGGUGGCGCCCACGAGAAGGGCGCCGAGAAGGAGGCCGACGUCCGCACCGGCGUGGACGCGACGGGCGGCGAGGUUGGGACGGCGCGAGACGUCGAUGAUCACGAGGCGGAGCUGGCGUGGCUGGAGGAGAUGUACCGGACGGGGCGCUGGGGCUUCGGCCGCGUCUCCUUCUCGGCCAAAACCCCGUGA
Molecule: messenger RNA, 540 nt
Organism: Triticum turgidum subsp. durum (durum wheat)
Lineage: Eukaryota; Viridiplantae; Streptophyta; Magnoliopsida; Poales; Poaceae
Source: the annotation of a GenBank genome assembly